UCGAGCUCGCACCACAAGAGUUACCUCUAGCUAGUCGCGUCACAUCAAAGCCGAAGAAGCAAUGGCCGCCUUCGCCACCAGGUCGGCGGCCUUCCUCGGCCUCGCCGCCGUGCUCUGUGUCCUCGCCGGCGAGGCGAGCGCGCAGCAGCUCUCGCCCAGCUUCUACUCGAGGUCUUGCCCCAACCUGGCGUCCAUCGUGCGGUCGGGGAUGACCUCCGCGUUGCAGACGGAGAGGCGGAUGGGCGCGUCCAUCCUCCGCCUCUUCUUCCACGACUGCUUCGUCAAUGGGUGUGACGGCUCCAUUCUGCUUGACGACACGUCGACGUUCACCGGCGAGAAGAACGCCGGGCCGAACGCCAACUCGGCCCGCGGGUUCGAGGUGAUCGACGCCCUCAAGACCCAGGUCGAGGCCGCGUGCAGGGCCACCGUCUCCUGCGCCGACAUCCUCGCGCUCGCCGCCCGUGACGGAGUCAACCUGCUCGGAGGUCCCACCUGGAGCGUGCCGCUGGGGCGCAAGGACUCGCGCACGGCGAGUCAGAGCGCGGCCAACGCGAACCUGCCGGGGCCCGGCUCCAGCCUCGCCACGCUCAUCACCAUGUUCGGCAACAAGAACCUGUCGCCGCGGGACAUGACGGCGCUCUCCGGCGCGCACACCAUCGGGCGGUCGCAGUGCCAGUUCUUUCGCAACCGCAUCUACAACGAGCGCAACAUCAACGCCAGCUUCGCGGCGCUGCGGCAGCGGACGUGCCCGCGGUCCGGCGGCAACGGCAACCUCGCGCCCUUCGACGUGCAGACCGCCGACGGGUUCGACAACGCAUACUACCAGAACCUGGUGGGGCAGCGCGGCCUCCUGCACUCGGACCAGGAGCUCUUCAACGGCGGGUCGCAGGAUGCGCUGGUGAGGCAGUACAGCAACAGCCCCAGCCAGUUCUCCGCCGACUUCGUCACGGCCAUGCUUAAGAUGGGCGGCCUGCUGCCGUCGUCCGGGACGCAGACGGAGGUCAGGUUGAACUGCAGGAGACCCAACUAAAUAGUACACGUAACAAGUGUGCUAAAUAAUGAUUGAUGCCUUGGAAAACCAGGCAUUGGUCAGGUUCACGUAUGUAUGUGUUAAUGUGUAUGUAUGAAGAAGAACACCAAAUGUACAAACGCUCGUUUGCUCAAUCCGGGGCGAACGUGCAAACUACAAAGUAUCAAAAUGUACGUUGGUCGUAAAAGUGUAUCAUCAUCAACAUCAUCAAUACAGAAUAAUGGGAUGGUGCAAUCAUCAUAACUAAAGAAAA
This is a messenger RNA of Triticum dicoccoides, 1283 nucleotides long. RefSeq names its product peroxidase P7-like. Gene Ontology annotation, biological process: hydrogen peroxide catabolic process; response to oxidative stress. The transcript is spliced from 3 exons. The record is from RefSeq and is a predicted model, not a curated record. Gene Ontology annotation, molecular function: peroxidase activity; heme binding. The coding region runs from base 62 to 1030 and encodes 322 amino acids. Lineage: Eukaryota; Viridiplantae; Streptophyta; Magnoliopsida; Poales; Poaceae.